UUCUAAAUUCCAAGUCACAGUUUCGUUACCAACUUGACAAGAAAAACAAAAAAGCUAUGGAGAAUCUAUUGGGUCUUCUGAGAAUUCAUGUGAAGAGAGGUGUGAAUCUUGCCAUUAGAGAUAUCUCUAGCAGUGAUCCUUACGUCGUUGUUCACUCCGGUAAACAGAAGCUGAAAACACGAGUGGUGAAACACAGUGUAAACCCUGAGUGGAACGACGACUUGACACUUUCCGUGACGGAUCCGAAUCUCCCGAUUAAACUUACGGUUUACGAUUAUGACUUAUUCUCCGCGGAUGACAAGAUGGGAGAAGCCGAGUUUCACAUUGCUCCAUUUCUUGAAGCUAUUAAAUUCUGCCAUCAGCUCGGACCAGGACUUCCUAGUGGGACCAUAAUAAGGAAGAUAGAGCCAAGCAGAAAAAAUUGUUUGUCUGAAGAGAGCCACAUUGUGUUAAACCAAGGCAAGAUUGUCCAGAAUAUGUUUCUUAGACUCCAGCAUGUGGAGUGUGGAGAGGUUGAGCUACAGCUCGAGUGGAUCGAUGUCCCGGGUGCAAGGGGUAUUUAGGUCAAAUCAUAUCGAUCCAGUCCGAUCCUUAGUUCCCUGUGCAUAUGGUUAGAAACUAGAACUACGGUGCAGUUUAAAACUGGUCAAUGAAAUAAUCUCAAACUG
Arabidopsis arenosa is the source of this 668-nucleotide messenger RNA. Lineage: Eukaryota; Viridiplantae; Streptophyta; Magnoliopsida; Brassicales; Brassicaceae. The record is from the annotation of a GenBank genome assembly.